CUAACCAUUAUCUUAUCUUCCCAACUAAUAAAAAUGAAAUCACAAUUACUAGUACUUUUCUAGAACAUCUUUCUACUUUAAAUUUGAUCCAAGCAAAUGAAAAUCUACGUUUACUUGGAUUAGUUCAAUAUUCGUAGAUUUUGUUUUGCUUAGAAAAUCAUAAUCUCUUAGAAUAUUUUCCGUAGUAAUUGUCAAUUGAACCAAUUUUGGGUUUUCUCCCAUUUUUCUGCCAAUUAUUUGUAAAAAUUCGAUUUUUGGAGGAUAUGGGGUCGUAUUUCGAUAGGUGGGAGAAAGAUCCGUUUUUUUCUGCUGCAGAAGAGGUUCAAGAAUCUGCUGAUAGGAUGGAGUCAACUUAUAGAACAUGGAUUCAUGCAUUGAAGGAUACUUCUGGUCGUUGGAAUUCGGAUGAGCUAUGCAGAGACCUAAGGACUACCCUUGGCACUGCUAAAUGGCAGUUGGAGGAAUUUGAACGGGCAGUUAGUUCGAGCUAUGAUAAUGCUUCAACUGAUGAUGCUAAAGAAAGGCACCGUGAGUUUGUUAUUGCAAUAGACAAUCAAAUUAAGAAAGUAGAGAAGAGUCUAAAUGAAUCAGCUACUUCACAAGGAGAUCAAUGGGUGCGCUUAGAUGAGAGGGAACUCAAUGAACUGGCUGCGUUUCUCUCAGGACCGCCGGCCUCUUCCUCUUUUGCAGAGAAAAACUCUGUAAAAGUUCAUGAAGCAGAGCAGAAACCAGCAUUGUGGGAAGAGGAUUGUAAGCAAGGAAUGCCAGAGUAUUCAAAGAGUUCGUCUCAUUUAGUGGACGCGGGUCACAUUGAGGAUGAGAAGUUCUCAGGGCACAGGAAGACAGCAAGUGCUUGUGCUGACGUUGGUGCUUGGAAGAUCGCAGUUGCUGAUGACAUUUACGGCAAACAACCUGCACCAUCCACUCGCAAGAUCCCCAGUAUUCAAGGGCUGUUGAAUUGCAUGGAAUCUGCAACGAAGUUGAAGUGGUCGAAGAAUGGUUACAGGAAGUUGAAAUUCAAUCCCGAUGAUGACCAAGAAGCUGAUAGUACAUUGCCGCAGUCUCAGCCAUUGACAAGGGGCAUCAACACAUGUUAUGAGAGGAGUAAGAUUUGCCUUGAUGGAUGCGAUGAAAAUUAUGAGAAGCAACUCAAUGGUUGGUAUGGAGCAGUGCAACGACAGCUGCAACGGUCUCAGUAUUAUAUGAAAUAUAAUCGACCUGUUCAAAUGCUUUCUUCUGUGGUUCUUCUAAUUUUCUUGAUUGUUCUAUUAGCAUUCCAUAUUUGAGUGAUGAGCCUUUGUUCCUGCAAAAGAAGAAAGUGUGUAGGGUUGAAAAGAUCAAGGAACAAUUGCCUAUCAGCUGUUUUGGCAAGGUAGGUGAUUUUUCGAGUCAUAUGAAGCUGAAGCUGAUUGCACAAGAAUUGUCGCCAUAAUACCUUAACCUCUGUCCUCCCCGUUUAGGUUCCAUUGGUGGUGGCUAAAUGCUGUUGUAAUAUAAGAUGAAUCCUGUGGACUGCAGAUAAUGUUGUUCCAAUCUUGCAUCCACAGAAAUGAACCAUUUCAGGUCUAUUUGACCUGCUAAAUCUUGUAUAGUGUGCAAAUGCUCAUGAUUUUACUUGUUAGUCUAAGCUUCCGCUUCUUUUUCUUGUC
Molecule: messenger RNA, 1649 nt
Organism: Nicotiana tabacum (common tobacco)
Lineage: Eukaryota; Viridiplantae; Streptophyta; Magnoliopsida; Solanales; Solanaceae
Biological process (GO): Golgi vesicle transport
Cellular component (GO): membrane
Source: RefSeq, a predicted model, not a curated record